Molecule: messenger RNA, 2073 nt
Organism: Volvox carteri f. nagariensis
Lineage: Eukaryota; Viridiplantae; Chlorophyta; Chlorophyceae; Chlamydomonadales; Volvocaceae
Exons: 17
Coding region: 1-2073 (690 amino acids)
Source: RefSeq, a predicted model, not a curated record
AUGACCUCGCUUUGUCUGCGAGCUAACCUUUCAUGCACCAAGCUAGCAAUCAAAAUGAUCAGGACGUUUGAGGAGCCGCACUCAACGGCGAUGCUGUUGCUGUCGGCUCUCUUGGUUCUGUGGGCGGCAUGGCUUGCAACCGUCGCCUUUGCGCCAAAGGCCUCCGCGCAAGCCCCACUUCCUAUCGUUGUUUACAAUGACCCAAGGCCAGGCGACAGUUACGAUGCUAACAGGAAAAACCUCCUCGUCAACAGUGUAAGGGCCAUGUCUGCUCUGGUGCCGACAGUUCCCACUGUGGUCUCUAAGACACCGCCGGCGCUGCAGCUGUCCGCCCGGACGCAUAUCAUGAGCGUCACCACCCUCGUGGACUUAAGCGAUGAUAAUAAGGAUGCCUUGAUAGCUUUAAUUGACCGGCCAAACAGCAUGUUGGUCCUAACGGCGGCGGCGGAUACCCCCAUCGAUUACAACAACUGCCUGAGCCUCUUCUUGGGCGAGUCACCCGAUUGCAAAUGGGAACCGGUGAAAUUCGCUGCCAACCUGAUCGCCGACAUUCCGAAUGUGGCCGUGACGCUGUAUGUGGGCAACGCCCAAGUUAGCAUCACCUCCUUCACCUGUCGACUUGGCAUCCAGCUAUACAGGGUGGCCAAUGACGCCAGCAGCCCCGUCUACAUGUUCCAGACGCCCCUUGGCGGCUGGGUCAAGCUGCUGGGCUUCGAUUGGGGAAGUAGAUGCGAAGCGGGUAGAGAGCUGGCAAAAUCUGCUGCUGUACGCUCCGCCAGCGCCACCGGCGCCGCUGCCGCCGUCACCGCCGCCACCGUCGCCGCCAUCACCAGGGCCAAGCCCACCGUCGCCACGCCCGCGGCCGCCUUCACCGCGGACGCCACCUCCCCGGAUGCCGCCACCCCGGCCACAAUCUCCAUCACCGCCACCGCCACCCUGCAGAUUCAAGUUCUCGGGUUGUACAGCGAUAUUGGCAAGAGCGCCAUAGUGUCCACAGGGCCUGGCGCAGCGUCCGUACAAGUGGUGUACGACAACACGUACCUGCGUCUAAGCUCAGGCAACAGGGCGGCACUGCGGAGCCAGCUGCUGCAGGGCAACGUUGUCGCGGUGGUCGUAACACCGGAAACGACUCAAUCAGACGUGUCCACCAUUCUGCAGAGCUUGCUGAAUAUGGGUAACUCCCAAUGCACCAAGAGGAACAUAACUGCCAGGUUCUCGUUGGCAGUUGAGGGUAACGCCAACUUCGUGGGUGCGAUGGACACCCCCGCCAUCGAUUACGACAUGCAGCCCGCGGAUAACACGGUGGCCAUGUUGUGUACCGGUAACGGCCGCCGGGUGAUAUCCGUCAACGGCAGCAGCGAAGCAGCGGUGUGGGAGUGGACUGUGGGCGCCGGCGUUCUCAGAUUGGCCGCCACCCUCACCCCGACCGCCACCCCUCGCGCACCCAGGAACGCCCCACGACCACCACCACCCGUGAAGGUCCAGGAUGUGGUGGUGCUCAUCGACAACGUCACCAUGCCGGAUAACGACAAGAAGAACAAACUGAUUGAUGGCAUCAACGCCAUCACAGCUGCACCGGGACAGUCCACGAGCCCAGUCGAGGGUGCGGCCGUACACGUGGCAUUCGACUCGACGCUGGUGGCGCUCCCUGACCAGGCCCGCAGCGCACUCAAGAGCCUGUUGGCCUCCAGCUCGACACUGCUGUCGGUGGUGGUGACCUCGGCUGUAUCGGAUGCGGACCUUAGCCGUGUGCUCGCGGACCUUACCGGCAGGCCCCAGCUGUCCUGUAGCUCUAUGCCUGUGGGUGCGACCUCUAAGGUGGAUCGCAUGGUACCCGCGACAGACGACCUGCGGUCCGACGGCUGGAAGGCUCUGGAUAACACCAGGGCUUCCAAGUGCAACAUUGGCAAGGUCAUCUUUGGACUCAAAACCGACGUCACCGCAGCCAUCGUCCAUGAUAUCCCCGUCGGAAACACCGCUGUGCGCCUCAUUGGCUACGACUUCUACUCCGGCGGUCGGGGCGACAACCGCAAACCGCUGACCGCAUGCGCCAUUACUCCAAACCGUUUCUGA